AUGGCUUCGUUACCGAAGAGAAUCAUCAAGGAAACUGAAAGGUUAGCCAGUGAUCCAGUACCUGGUAUCAGUGCCGAACCUCACGAGGACAACCUACGUUAUUUCGCUGUCACUAUUGAAGGUCCCGAAGAAUCACCAUAUGAAAACGGUGUCUUUGAACUAGAACUAUAUUUACCCGAUGAUUAUCCGAUGGAAGCACCAAAAGUUAGAUUCCUGACAAGAAUAUACCACCCAAAUAUCGAUAGAUUGGGCAGGAUUUGUCUGGAUGUCUUAAAGAACAAUUGGUCACCUGCGCUACAAAUAAGAACGGUUCUACUUUCCAUUCAAGCCUUAUUGGCUAGCCCAAAUCCAAAUGAUCCACUAGCUAAUGAUGUCGCAGAGGAAUGGAUCAAGAAUGAAGAACUAGCAAUUUCAAAGGCCAAGGAAUGGACAAAAUUAUACGCAGGGAAAAGGUGA
This is a messenger RNA of Zygosaccharomyces rouxii, 456 nucleotides long. RefSeq names its product E2 ubiquitin-conjugating protein UBC13 (gene UBC13). The transcript has a single exon. Bases 1 to 456 code for a protein of 151 amino acids. The record is from RefSeq and is a predicted model, not a curated record. NCBI's taxonomy places the organism in Eukaryota, Fungi, Ascomycota, Saccharomycetes, Saccharomycetales, Saccharomycetaceae.